AUCCUAUGUUCUACCAAGUCCAUAAUUUCUGUGUCCAAUUAUGUUAGUCUCAAUCACCAGGUUGCCAGUUUGACAUCGUACUCUUCCAUUAUUCAAGUGCGACAGAUGUCCAAAUUCCUUUGACGGUCAGAAAAUGCCCCAGCUAUACGUCCACUAGCUGCAGGCCAAUUGUUACAGAGGACCAUAUUGCUCUGUUCAUCCACCCCCAACAGGAGGACGAAGAAGGAAGCCUCAAUGGGCAUGCCACACAUUCCAAUUCUUACCCUCCUAUUCCUCCUCACUCCACUCUGCAGAUCCGAUGACCGGCUCACGCAUGCAAAACCACUCUCCGCCGGUGACACGCUCAUCUCCGAGGGCGGGGUCUUCGCCCUCGGCUUCUUCUCCCCAACCAGCUCCAACACCACCAUGUACCUUUGCAUGUGGUACCACAACAUCUCCGAACGCACCGUCGUGUGGACUGCCAACCGCAACAACCCUCUCAUCGCCACUUCUUCCCCGAUUCUCACCUUCACCAACAGUUCUGACCUGCUAUUGUCUGACUCCCAAGGCCGCACUCCUUGGGCGGUGAAGAGCAACAUCACGGGCAUGGGAGUUGCUGCGGUGCUGCUAGACACGGGUAACUUUGUCCUCCAGUUUCCAAAUAGCACAGUCAUAUGGCAGAGUUUUGAUCACCCCACGGACACCGUGCUUCCAAAUAUGAAGGUCUUGUUGAGCGUUGGGAGGCUCCUUGCUUGGAAGGGCCUAGACGACCCAUCCAGUGGAGACUUCUCUUUGGGUUUUAAUGCCAGCUCGAAUCUUCAAUUGGUCAUUUGGAAUGGGACUCGACCCUACUCUCGUGUCCUUCUGAUGAAUGGUGGCUCGGUGUUCGGCGACACAUUCCAGAACAUCACCUUCUUUGAAUCCAUCGGAGACACCGGCAAUGGGUCCUUUUAUACAUACCAUCUAUCCGACGGCUCACCUUAUGCACGUGUUACCCUUGAUUACAUGGGUGUCUUGAGCACUCUCAUAUGGAACCGCUCCUCAUGGACAACCAUCUCUAAGCGCCCUGCUAGCAGCUGCGACCUCUAUGCCUCGUGUGGCCCAUUUGGCUAUUGCAAUCAUGUUGGGGAUGUCCCAACAUGCCAAUGCCUCGAAGGAUUUGAGCCUGUUGGUCCUGGUAUGAACUCUUCAGCAGGAUGUAGGAGAACAGAGGCGCUGACAUGCACCAAGAAAAGUCGUUUCGUAAACAUAACUCAGAUGAACAUCCCCAACAAAUUUGAAAGUCUUCCAAACAAAAGCAUCGACGAGUGCGCUAGCAAGUGCAGCAGCAACUGCUUGUGCACAGCUUACGCUUAUGCCAAGUCAAGCAGUAACGAUGCUCUGGUGGACCGGUCAAGCUGCUUGGUUUGGGCAGGGGAGCUUAUCAACACGGGAAAGAACAGUUACUAUGGCGAGAUCCUCCACCUCCGGCUUGCCGACUUUCCUGUUAAAGAGAAUACAAGAUUGAUCAAGAUUGUACUCCCAGUUAUAGCAUGUGUGCUGAUACUCACAUGCAUAGCAAUUGUCACGAUAUGCAAAUACAAAGCAAGCAAACGGCAGAAAAAGGAAAUCCACAAGAGACUGAUAUUAGGAUACCUUAACUCUUCCAAUGAAAUUGAAGGCGAGAAUGUGGAAUUUCCAUUUGUUAGCUUCGAAGAUAUUAUCACUGCCACAGAUAAUUUCUCUGACUCAAAACACAUUGGAAGGGGAGGUUUUGGAAAAGUUUACAGGGGAAUGCUGGAAGGUGUUAAGGAAGUUGCUAUCAAAAGGCUUAGUAAGGAUUCAGGGCAAGGGGUAGAGGAGUUUAAAAAUGAAAUAGUUCUAAUUUCUAAAUUGCAGCACAAAAACCUAGUUAGACUUCUUGGUUGUUGCAUUCAUGGAGAUGAAAGGUUACUUAUCUAUGAAUACUUACCCAACAAAAGCUUGGAUACCUUCCUCUUUGAUCCUACAAGACAAUGUGUGCUUGAUUGGCCCACACGCUUCAAAAUAAUUAAAGGGGUAGCGAGGGGGCUUCUUUACCUCCACCAAGAUUCAAGAUUAACAAUAAUUCAUAGGGAUCUCAAAGCAAGCAACAUUUUACUGGAUUCAGAAAUGACUCCUAAAAUAUCUGAUUUUGGUAUGGCAAGGAUCUUUGGUGGAAACCAACAGGAAGGAAACACUACUCGGGUUGUUGGGACAUAG
Molecule: messenger RNA, 2199 nt
Organism: Lolium rigidum
Lineage: Eukaryota; Viridiplantae; Streptophyta; Magnoliopsida; Poales; Poaceae
Product: G-type lectin S-receptor-like serine/threonine-protein kinase B120
Exons: 5
Coding region: 235-2199 (654 amino acids)
Biological process (GO): protein phosphorylation; recognition of pollen
Molecular function (GO): protein kinase activity; ATP binding
Source: RefSeq, a predicted model, not a curated record